This is a messenger RNA of Cladocopium goreaui, 2188 nucleotides long. The record is from the annotation of a GenBank genome assembly. NCBI's taxonomy places the organism in Eukaryota, Dinophyceae, Suessiales, Symbiodiniaceae.
AUGGCUAUGGAGGUUGCUUUCCUGGCUCCAAAUGUCGGUCAAUCUGCUAUUGCCAAGCAGCACAUCGGCACAGCUCCAGGAUCCCAGCCCAGCGGUUUUGGAAUGAAGGUUGCAGCUGGCGUUUGCAGUGCUGCAGCAGCUGUGGGUUUGGCCUCCAACCGCAAGCGUGCCAAGACCGCGGCACGAUACACCACUCAGACCAUCCUGCCAUCUUUGGCUUGGAUCAAGACCGGAGUGAAGGCCUCCGAGCUGCAGCCAACUGAGCUGCGAGCUUUGACCCUUGCAGGCAACGAUGUCCUGAUUGGCAAGACCGAGGCUGGUGCACUCUUCUGCGUAGGCAACUUGUGCCCUCACAUUGGCACACCCAUGAGUGAGGGUGCGGACGUGAUUGGUGACGUGAUUGUGUGCCCUCUGCACGGCUCUUCCUUCAAGGUGACCAACGGUGAACUUAUUGACUGGUGUGUCUCUCCACCCAUCAUUGGCCCUCUCACUGGUCUGAUUGUUGAGAAGAAGAACCUCUUGGUCUUCGAGGCCCGACAGGGUGGCUUCUUGGGUUCUGGAGAGGUUGAGGUGCUUGUGGACGUCAACGCCAAGAAGGCCUAUGAAGCAAACUACUGGAAGGGCUUGUUGGAUGCCCAGGGCAAGGUUGCCUUCCUUACUCCUGUUGCCACCAAUGUGGCUGGCCCCGUCUCGCAGAUCGUGCCUCUCCGCGCAGGCCCAAGCCCUGCUGACAUCGGUGCCACUGGAAGCUUCGGGUUGAAGGCAGCCUGCACUGCUGCUGGAGUGGCAGCCGUUGGUGCCCUCGCAGCAAGUCGCAAGCGCGUAGCACGAGCAGCACAGGAGAUGGCAAAGUUGCCAAAGCACAUGCAGCCCGUGGCAACCCGCGCGGACUAUCCAGUGUAUGCACCUGGGCCAUCUGGUGUCCCGAACUACCCGGAGUUUGUGGGCGACUGGGCCAUCCCAGUGCCAGGAAGUUAUAAGGCCUGCUUGACCAUGACCGGACCGGAUGUGGAGACAGGUAGCGAGAUGGGCAAGCCUUGGGAUCCCCUUGGCUUCAGCAAGCUCUACGAUCGCAACUUUGACUUCAACGGCAACAUGACUUGGCCACACGUGCAGUGGCUCCGAGAAGCCGAGCUGAAGCACGGCCGCUGUGCCAUGCUGGCAGUUGUCGGCAUCUUUGCCCAGGGUUCUUUCCACAUUGAUGGAUACCCAGAGGCACCUUGGACUGAGGCCCUGCAGAAGUGCUAUGACAAUCCUCAGGGCAUUGUAGGCUUCGGCAUUGCUCAGAUCUCUGCGUUUGCCAUGGUCAUUGAGGGCAAGUUCUUCCCCAACGAUGCCUGGAUUGGCCAGAUGGACCGUGAGCCCGGAGACCUUGGCUUCGAUCCUUUGAAGCUUGCCAAGGAUGGUGAGAGCAUGAAGAGCAUGCAGCUCAAGGAGUUGAAGAACGGCCGACUCGCAAUGAUGGCCUUCAUGUCUUGCGUGGUGGGCCACUACUUGCCUGGAAGCGUCCCGGGAGUCUCCGCUUUGCCGCGUGAGUCUGCCCCAGCCCAGGCCCCUGCUUUCUGCGGUGCCACUCCUGCCAGCUCUUCCGAGACUGGAGUUUCCAAGACCGCGGCACGAUACACCACUCAGACCAUCCUGCCAUCUUUGGCUUGGAUCAAGACCGGAGUGAAGGCCUCCGAGCUGCAGCCAACUGAGCUGCGAGCUUUGACCCUUGCAGGCAACGAUGUCCUGAUUGGCAAGACCGAGGCUGGUGCACUCUUCUGCGUAGGCAACUUGUGCCCUCACAUUGGCACACCCAUGAGUGAGGGUGCGGACGUGAUUGGUGACGUGAUUGUGUGCCCUCUGCACGGCUCUUCCUUCAAGGUGACCAACGGUGAACUUAUUGACUGGUGUGUCUCUCCACCCAUCAUUGGCCCUCUCACUGGUCUGAUUGUUGAGAAGAAGAACCUCUUGGUCUUCGAGGCCCGACAAGGUGGCUUCUUGGGUUCUGGAGAGGUUGAGGUGCUUGUGGACGUCAACGCCAAGAAGGCCUAUGAGGCAAACUACUGGAAGGGCUUGUUGGAUGCCCAGGGCAAGGACGAUGGCACCUACUACUGAGCAUCUCAUCACGUUUCCAUAGACUUGAGGCGCUACUGACUUUUUGUUCGCUCAGAAGUCUAACUUAUUGAGUGCUAGAGUGCCCAGG